Molecule: messenger RNA, 8268 nt
Organism: Python bivittatus (Burmese python)
Lineage: Eukaryota; Metazoa; Chordata; Lepidosauria; Squamata; Pythonidae
Source: RefSeq, a predicted model, not a curated record
UGAAAAAGAGGGCUGAUGCAUCGCUGUUUAAAAUACCAGUUUUGUAAUUGCUUUCAGUUUCAGUUGUAGGCCAAGUAUUCUUGGAUGUAAUUUUGUUUUUUUUUGUUUUUAAACAGGGCUGCUGUGAGAUAACAAAUCGUUCGGUAUUUUCAUGAAGUCUGAUAAAAGUUACUAAACUAUGUUUUUUGCUUUUCUUGCAGGUGCACAGUUUGCCUGUCAAACUGGGAAUAUAAAGCAGUGGAAUGAAAUGUAUUGAAAUCUUUUUACCUGUGUGAUACAUUUUUUUCAUCAGUUGUUUGGAGGGGGGGUAUUGGAAAACAUGAACCAGAAGUAGGAAAUACUCAUGUUUGAAAAAAGAAGAGCAAUUUGGGGCCAAAAACGUGUAUGCUAUGAUUAACUGGUCCUCAUUCUCCGAUCAUCUGUUUUCCCGUUGUGCGAAACUCCUUCAGCAUAGGGAUAAGGGAUAACGACUCUAUGGAUAUAAAGAAUUUUUCACCAUGGUAAAACUCGCUAACCCGCUGUACACUGAGUGGAUUUUGGAGGCAAUUAAAAAGGUCAAGAAGCAAAAACAACGGCCAUCAGAAGAGAGGAUAUGCAAUGCUGUGUCUUCAUCCCAUGGUUUGGAUCGCAAAACUGUUCUGGAACAGUUGGAACUGAGUGUUAAAGAUGGAACUAUUUUAAAAGUUUCCAAUAAAGGACUUAACUCCUAUAAGGAUCCAGAUAACCCUGGGCGAAUAGCACUUCCUAAACCUCGGAACCAUGGAAAGUUGGAUGGUAAACCAAAUGUGGACUGGAAUAAACUGAUUAAACGGGCAAUUGAGGGCUUGGCAGAAUCCACUGGCUCAUCCUUGAAGAACAUUGAACGUUACUUGAAAGGGCAGAAGGAUGUGUCAGCUUUGUUUGCCAGCAGUGCUCCUUCUACCUUUCACCAGCAGUUGCGGUUGGCUGUUAAGCGUGCUGUUGGCCAUGGCCGACUCCUUAAGGAUGGACCUUUGUAUCAACUCAAUACUAAAGCAGCCACAAAUGCAGAUGGGAAAGAGAGCUGCGAGUCUCUUUCUUGUCUUCCUCCAGUAUCACUCCUUCCACAUGAAAAAGAUAAGCCAGUUGCUGAACCAAUCCCCAUCUGCAGUUUCUGCCUUGGUACAAAAGAACAAAACCGAGAAAAGAAACCCGAGGAGCUCAUCUCUUGUGCUGAUUGCGGUAAUAGUGGUCAUCCAUCCUGCUUGAAGUUCUCCCCAGAAUUAACGGUUCGGGUGAAGGCUUUACGAUGGCAGUGCAUUGAGUGCAAGACAUGCAGUUCCUGUCGAGAUCAGGGCAAGAAUGCUGAUAAUAUGCUAUUUUGUGACUCAUGUGAUCGGGGCUUUCAUAUGGAGUGUUGUGAUCCUCCUUUGACCAGGAUGCCAAAAGGCAUGUGGAUAUGUCAGAUAUGUCGGCCACACAAAAAAGGAAGAAAACUACUCCAUAAAAAGGCAGCACAGAUUAAGCGGCGUUACGCCAACCCAAUAGGACGUCCCAAAAACAGAUUAAAGAACCAAAAUGCAACAUCAAAAGCCCCCUUCAGCAAAGUUCAAACGGGACCUGGUCGGGGCCGUAAGCGUAAGACUCCCCUAUCCAGUCAGUCAACUUGCUCAUCAGAAGGGGGUUACUUGGAGCAAGUCGAUGGUCUGGAAUUCUGCGGGGAUGCCAGCAUCACCUUGAAAUUCAACAAGAAAACCAAAGGGCUUAUUGAUGGCCUUACCAAAUUCUUCACCCCGUCCCCUGAUGGGCGUAAAGCUCGAGGAGAAGUAGUGGACUACUCUCAGCAAUAUAGGAUCAGGAGAAAGGACAAUAGGAAAUCAAGCACUUCAGAUUGGCCCACAGACAAUCAGGAUGGCUGGGAUGGAAAACAAGAAAAUGAAGAGUGGCUUCUAGGAGGCCCAGAUGUCAUGGCAGAGAAAGAUAUGGAGUUGUUCAGAGACAUUCAGGAACAAGCACUGCAGAAAGUAGGAGUGACGGGAGCACCUGACCCCCAAGUCCGUUGCCCGUCAGUCAUUGAGUUUGGAAAAUAUGAAAUCCACACCUGGUAUUCUUCUCCAUACCCGCAAGAAUAUUCCAGGUUGCCCAAGUUGUAUAUUUGUGAAUUCUGUCUCAAAUAUAUGAAAAGCAGAACUAUUCUCCAGCAGCACAUGAAGAAAUGUGGAUGGUUUCAUCCCCCAGCCAAUGAAAUUUACAGAAAGAGUAAUGUUUCAGUUUUCGAGGUGGAUGGCAAUGUCAGUACUAUUUACUGCCAGAACUUAUGUCUAUUGGCAAAACUCUUCCUGGACCAUAAGACACUCUAUUAUGAUGUGGAGCCAUUUCUUUUUUAUGUGCUGACGCAAAAUGAUGUGAAGGGUUGCCACCUCGUUGGCUACUUCUCCAAGGAGAAGCACUGCCAGCAGAAAUACAACGUUUCCUGCAUAAUGAUUCUUCCCCAGUACCAACGCAAGGGCUACGGCAGAUUCCUCAUUGACUUUAGUUAUCUCCUAUCAAAGCGUGAAGGCCAGGCAGGAUCCCCAGAGAAGCCAUUGUCUGAUUUGGGUCGUCUCUCCUACAUGGCGUACUGGAAAAGCGUAAUCUUGGAGUGCCUUUAUAACCAAAACGACAAGCAGAUCAGCAUCAAGAAGUUGAGCAAACUGACCGGCAUCUGCCCCCAGGACAUCACCUCGACUCUGCAUCACCUCCGCAUGCUUGAUUUCCGUAACGAUCAAUUUGUGAUUGUUAGGCGGGAGAAACUUAUCCAAGACCAUAUGGCAAAGCUGAAACUGAACAUCCGGCCUGUAGUCGUGGAUCCAGAAUGUCUGCGCUGGACUCCUGUCAUUGUCUCAAACUCGGUGGUUUCGGAGGAUGAAGAAGAUGAUCCUGAAGAAGCAGAAAUCGAUGUCCCACAGCAGCCACGGGAGAGAGACAUUGAGGUAAUAAAAUGUGUCUCCUGGGAGAGGAAAGAGCGAGAGUCCUGCUUUCUGCUGGAAACUGAAAAAAAACCAGAGGUCCCUCCCGUCAAUGCCCUGCGGGCUGGCAAGCAAAGUCUUCCCCUGAGCGGUCUUCCUGCCAACAGCCACACGCCGCGCAGGGGCCGGUGGAGCCGGAAGAACAAAAAGCUGCGGGAGUCCUGCACUGAGAAUGACCCGAAGCUGAUCUUGGAGGAGAAGUCAGCAAUGGCCAGGGGGGGCCGUUGCGGCGAGUGCCAAGAAAAGGCGGCCGCGGCCGCGGCGGCAGCAGCAGCAGCGGCUUCUCGAGGGAGAUUUGGGGACAGCGAAGAGAAGAUGGCUUCCUCCCAGGGACAGUGUGGCAAAUGUGAGGAAAAGACCCCGACUCCGCGAGGGCACUUUGGGAAAGAGGAAGAAAAGCCUGUCUCCUCCCAAGGGCAGUUUGGCAAGGGCGAGAAGCCCUCCAUCUCCCAGAGGCGGUGCAGCGAAGGCAUGGAGGUGUGGAAAGGUCAGCUGAAAGCCCUCGAGCCCCUGAAAAGCAGGCUCUCCGAGCAGUGCGACAGGAUAGCCCGGCGGCACAGCGAGGGCGACCGUGCGUUGCUGAGGCAUUUCAGCGAGAGUAGCGAAGACGAAGACGAGGAGCCGGCCAGCCCCUGCUCCAGUUCCCCGCCGGUUCUCACCAAGCCAGCGCUGAAACGGAAGAAGCCCAUUCCCCGGAAGAGACGGGUCCGUAAGCGAAAGUACCACAACAGCAGCGUGGUUACCGAAACGAUCUCAGAAACGACAGAGGUCCUGGAUGAGCCGUUUGAGGACUCUGAUUCUGAGAGGCCCAUGCCUCAGCUGGAGCCCACCUUUGAAAUGGAAGAUGAGGAGGAGGAUGAAGAAAGCGAAUUGUUCUCUCAAGGAUAUCUUCGCCGUCUCUCUCCACAGGAUUCCCUUAGGCAUAGGCCCUCCUUAAAAAGAGGAGAUCAAGAAGGAGAGGAAUCAGAUGAUACAGCUGAUUCUCCUACUUUGAAACCAGUUUCUAUGCUGAGAAAAUGUGAAGCGAUAGAUUCUCCACUCCAGCCUGGCACUUCUACCCCCAUGAAAAAGAAGAAGGGCUGGCCCAAGGGUAAGAGCCGCAAGCCCAUUCACUGGAAGAAAAGGCCUGGGCGCAAGCCAGGCUUUCAACUGAGGAGGGGAAAAGUUCUAGCAUCUGCUUCAGAGGAGACCACAGAUCACAUGGAAGCCACUUUGAAAUCAGGGCGUAAAACAAAAGUGCAGGAAAAGGAAGAGCUGGUUGAACAGAAGGAAGAACUUCUGCCUAGUGCUGAAGAAAGGAAAGAUGAAGAUGGGCCUCCAGAAGUAGGUGAUUUGGGAGAAGAGGAAGAUAUACCUACUAGAGAAGUGAGAGCAAUGUCUCCUGUAGACAGCAGUAACAGCCCAGGAAUGGAAUCUAAAGAACCUGAACUGGAGGAAGACGUAGAGAAGCCUCAAGUCCUAGAAGAGCAGAGGCCGUCUGAAGAAGAGCAGCAGGAAGUUGAAGAACCUGAGCAUGACCAGGAAGAGGAAGAAGAGGAAGUUGCAGCAGUAGCUAACCAGAAUGAAGAUCAUGAUGCAGAUGAUGAAGAAGAUGAUGGCCAUGUGGAGUCUGUCAAAAAGAAUGAGCUGGAAGAGCAGGCAGAAAAGGAGGUACUGAAGGAAGAACCAGAGGUCCAGGAGCCUUUUUUAGAAACAAGCACAGAGGACGGUAGAGAAGAUGAUGCCAAGAAUAAGAGUGAAGGAGAGGCAGAUUCUGAGGAGGAUCAGAUAUCCCAUGAGACAUCAGUAGGGUCAGACCCAGUUCCUGGUUCUGAAGAUGACCAAGAAGAAGAGCAGCAUCCUAAGGAAGGGUUAAUUGAGCUCAAGGAAGAAGAGCCGAUCCCUCACAGUGAACUGGAUCUUGAAACUGUCCAAGCAGUGCAGUCCUUGACCCAAGAGGAAGAAAACCACGAGCACGAUGUGGCUUACCAGGACUGUGAGGAGACCCUGGCUGCUUGCCAGAAUCUGCAGAGCUAUACCCAAGCUGAAGAGGACCCGCAGAUGCCGAUGGUUGAAGACUGCCAGGCCUCAGAACACAACAGCCCCAUCUCCUCUGUCCAGUCUCACCCCAGCCAGUCUGUGCGCUCGGUCAGCAGCCCCAGCGUGCCUGGCACCCUGGAGAGCAGCUACACGCAGAUCAGCCCAGAGCAAGGCUCUCUUUCCGCACCUUCUAUGCAGAACAUGGAGACCAGCCCCAUGAUGGAUGUGCCUUCGGUGUCGGACCACUCCCAGCAGGUGGUGGACAGCGGCUUCAGCGACCUCGGCAGCAUCGAGAGCACCACCGAGAACUACGAGAAUCCCAGCAGCUACGACUCCACCAUGGGGGGCAGCAUCUGCGGCAACAACUCCUCGCAGAGCAGCUGCUCCUAUGGAGGGCUCUCCUCCUCCAGCACCCUCACCCAGAACAGCUGCGUCGUCACCCAGCCGAUCGCGAGCUUGGGCAGCAGCUGCAGCCUCGGGCCGCAGGGCAGCGUCCAGCCCACCGCCAGCUGCAAUAUCAAGUCUCCCCAGAGCUGCGUGGUCGAGAGGCCCCCGAGCAACCAGCAACCCGCGGCCAUCUACGAGAGGCUCCCCGGCGACUUUGGGGCCGGCGGAUACUCCCAGCCCUCGGCCACUUUCAGCCUAGCCAAGUUGCAGCAGCUGACCAACACGAUUAUGGACCCCCACGCCAUGCCUUACAGCCAUUCUUCUGCUGUGACUUCCUAUGCAACCAGCGUGUCUUUGUCGAACACGGGCCUAGCUCAGUUGGCCCCAUCGCACCCCCUAGCCGGGGCGGCCCAAGCACAAGCCACCAUGACCCCCCCGCCAAACCUGGCCUCCACCACCAUGAACCUUACUUCGCCCCUCCUCCAGUGUAACAUGUCCACCACCAAUAUCGGCAUUCCCCACACCCAGCGGCUGCAGGGCCAGAUGCCGGUCAAGGGGCACAUUUCCAUCCGGUCGAAGUCGGCCCCCCUGCCCUCCGCGGCUGCCCACCAGCAGCAGCUCUAUGGCCGCAGCCCUCCCGCCGUGGCCAUGCAGGCCAGUCCCCGGGCAUUGGCUGUUCAGCGUGGCAUGAAUAUGGGGGUGAAUCUGAUGCCCACGGCCCCUUACAAUGUCAACUCCAUGAAUAUGAAUACCCUGAACGCGAUGAACAGCUACCGGAUGCCCCAGCCCAUGAUGAACAGCAGUUACCAUAGCAACCCCGCCUACAUGAACCAGACCGCCCAGUAUCCUAUGCAGAUGCAGAUGGGAAUGGUGGGGAGCCAGGCCUAUCCCCAGCAGCCCAUGCAGCCCAACCCCCACGGGAACAUGAUGUACGCUGGCCCUCCCCAUCACAGCUACAUGAACGCCGCCGGGGUCCCCAAGCAGUCUCUCAACGGACCCUACAUGAGGAGAUGAGCAAGACGCCCCCGAAACUUCUCGCUCCAUCAAGGAACCUUUUAUACUGACAAAGCAGAGACAAUGGACCUUUUUCCAGUUAAAUAUUGCUGUAGAUCUUAGAUAGGGUUUUGUUCCCUUUUGGUUUAUUUUAUUAUUUUAUUUUAUUUUUUUAGGGGGCCUGGUCUUUUAUUCUUUUCUUCUUUGUGGGGCGGGGGGCGGGGUUGGUUCUCUUGUUUGGCAUCUUGGUUUUCCCUUCCACAAUCUGGAAACGCUUCACCGUUCAGACCCAUUUUGGGAACUGGGCUUUGGGAUUCUUUUUCUCUUUCUUUUUUGUCGGGGGGCGGGAGGGGGAUUGAAAACGUGCACACCGUUAUUCCCGUCAUCGAACAAAGAGCCUUACUUUGCCAACGACCACCCGGGCAGAGUCCGCGUAAAACAGGCCUCUCGUUUUUAGACGCUGGUCUCUUUCUCCCCUUGUCCCUUGUGCACAGCUCUGAAGGUGGCCCAACCUCAAAAGGUCAGACCCUUCCCAUCUUUCUGUGCCCUCAACAGGCAGCUCUGUUGCAGGAACUGGGAGUGGUGCACGGAGCCCAAAGCAAACUUUCGGAGCCUCUUUUGCCCUUUCCCCCAGAUAUAGGAACUCUGAAUAGUUUAUAUUUUCUUCUCUCUCUCCUCUUUCUCUUUCUCUUUCUCUUUCUCUUUCUCUUUCUCUCUCUCUCCUUGGGUGAAAUGAAAUACGGUUUAAAUGUAACUGAAGUGCACCCAUUGCAUAUAUCCAAGCAGGAACCAUGUAGUCUAGUCCAGCCGAGUACAGCCAAAACGUGGGGUAGGAGAAACGGAGUUCUCGAGGCCUGGAGGUCAACCCAAAACCCAGCGGCUGGACUUUGCAUGGUGAAUCUGCUGGAGGAUUAAGUUCCUAGAGGCACUUGUGCAAGGCCGUCCCACCCCUGGAAGUUGGGAUGUACAUUUAAAUGGCUGUCGCAGUCGCUUCACGUAUAUAUUUUUAAAUUUUUGCUGGCCUGGUUCUAGCAUGUGGGGAGAAAGUGCCAGAGGUAGGACUUCGUCCUCCCGGCACCCCCCGCCUUCCCACCCCCUUCGCCUCCCUAGCAUCUUUGGAGAUUCACUAGCUGGGGUUUUUCCACAUUGCCUUGUGUGUGAGCAUUUUGGGGGGGGGGCGCGGGAGGAUCCCCACAUUGCAGUCCAUCGUACUGAACCAUGAAGGACGCAAGGCCUGCGGGCACGCCAUCCGCCGAUUACGAGGAGGAGAAAAUGUAGCUUAUCCUUCUAAUGUAAAGUUUUCUCUGUAUAUUCCUGUAGAGCUACAGACGCACUUAGAUGGACUUAGAUGUGUAAAGAUUUUUUUUUUCUUUCAAAGAAACCUGAAAGGCAGUUUGGAAGGGCCAGAGCUUCAGCUGCACUCGAACGGACUUCCUCUGUACCCUUGAGUAUAGAAAGGCAGAAUCCUUUGGGCUUCCAGCCCUCGUUUUCUCUGAAUUCUUGAGCAUGUGUACAAGGCUGUGUAGGACCCAGGACCCUGUAAAUAUCCACCGAUCCAGGCUCACUUCAUCUGUGUUGAAAGGUGACCCAGCCCGUCCCCUUCGUCCCAGAUCCUCCGCGUUGGCAUUGCUUGCUAGCUGCAGAUGGGUAGGGGGCUGGUUGGUUGGGGUGUCGAAAGCAAAGCUGUUGGCACGAGGGCCGUAAAAUUAUUAUAUAUAUAUAUUUUUUUUUUCCCGUCUGCUGUUACCUUUUUUUCCCCCCCAGUUUUGGAUUUUUCUUUUCUUCUUUUUUUAAUCAAUUGGGCAGCUCCCUUUUUUCCACAAACCUUUGUGACUGUAGAGCUAUUGUAGAGAACCGAUGUUCUUUUCUAUAUUAAAAAAAAAAAAAAAAAAAAAGUAUCCAA